UUACCCGGAUAAACACACAUGUCUGCCCGCAGUGAGACACGCUGGUGCUGAAUAUAAAGAGAAUUGAGUUAAAUUCUGUAAUAAUUCGGAUUAUUUAGUUUAUAUAUUUGUGUGUAUGGAGUUGUGAGUAUUAAUAGGUAACAACAGAGCGCUUUUAGGAGGAAUUCUGCUGCUAGCUGUAAGAGAAUGCUUUAUUAUAAUCCCUCAGUGAGGAAAUUUACACAGAGUUACAGCAGCAAAUGAAUACCAAAGCACACAUAAAAGGAAAUAAGUACCAAACUACUAUUACUAACACUGUAAAUAUUAUAUAAUAUAAAUUAAAAAUGUUUGAAGAAUAUAUACAUGAACUGUAGCUGUGUGUUUUUCUGUGUGUUGUAGUGUACAGGAUGACCUCUGCAGAGAGCUGCACUGUGCUGGAGAGCUGUGCUCUUGUGGCUCCGGUCACUGCGCUGGAAUUCCUUAGAGAUGAUUACCUGCUGACAGGUCAGGGACCAAUCCUGACUCUCUUCUCUCUGGAAGGCUCACCCCGACUUCGUGCAUCACAGAACGUUCUCCAGAACUUCCGCAUCCAUGGCAUACGGCCCAAACCCCAAACCUGCCAUGAUGCUCAUGAUGCCAAACCCAACCCUGAUCAACCAACUUCAGAUGAAAUCACAGAACUGGCCAUUUUUGGUGGAAAAGGCUUGCGUCUUAUCAACGUUAGCCCUUGUGGGCGUGGCUUAGAGGUGGCCGGCCCUCUGAUGGAGCUCCAGGAUUGGGUGCUGGAUGUCUCAUGGCUUAUGGAUGAGCCCUGCCCCUUACUGGGCGUGUCCAUUGCUCAUAACGCUGCAAUCCUACUGGAGCCCCAAUCGGGGAAGGUGCUGAGCUUGUGCUCGUGUGCGGAGGCGUGUCUUCUAUACUCCGCGCUUCUGAUUGGACAAAGCUGGGAAGAGUCUGUGCUGGUGGGAGGGACUGUCUUUAAUCAGCUUGUGUUAUGGAGGCCUGGAAGGACUGGUACAGGCCGACAGUGCCAAGCUGGCACCCAAGCUUGCGCCCUAACUGACGCCCAAGUCGAGAGGCGUCUUCUGGGGCACAGCGGUGUGAUUUUCAGCCUGUUUUACCUCCAGAGCUCCGGGUGGCUGGCGUCGGCUUCAGACGACCGCAGCGUCCGCUUGUGGCACGUUGGCGAGCUGAGCGGAAGUGGAGGGUGCGGAGUAGAGGUGCCCACAUGCUUGCGGGUACUUUACGGGCAUCAGGCUAGAGUGUUCUGCGUCAGGCUGUCCCCAGGUUGGGUGUUCAGUGCUGGGGAAGAUGGCGCUUGCUUGUUGUGGGAGUGGGAAGGCGAGGGUAGAGUUGGGCGCACCUUGAAAAGCCACAGAUCGGGUGGCAUCAGAUCACUGGCGGUCAGCAAUGCCAGUGUUGGUAAGAGAAGCCGGUGGGUGGCUACUGGAGGUGCUGAUGGAGGGGUACGGUUGUGGAAGGUGGUUGAGCAGAGCACUAAUAGUGAACUAAAAGUGGAAGUGGAGAAAGAAGAUUCUCAGAUGGAUUUGGGUUUUGAGGGAAUCGGUUGUCCUAAAGUGGUACGUUCUGUAGGAGGAGGGCACACCGUCGUUACCUGCACUGACCAGGGCCAGGUAUCUAUGCGUCAGGAUGGAUCAUGGAAGGAAAUUUGGCACGGUGGACCAGAUUUUCAGUCCUAUUGCGUUAUGGAAGUGGUUUGCAUUCAAGGUGUUUGGGUUUGUGCGGUUGGCAACCUCAACGGAGGCGUUCAAGUGUUUCCUCUUCGCCAACCCGGUGGAGGAACCUUCCUGCAAGCAAGUGAGGGCAAAAUCCACUCAUUACAGUGGGUGGAAAGGAGGAAAGGUGCUUGCAGUAGAGGUAGUUGGUGCCUUCUAGCCUCUGGUUCAGAAGGUCUGGUCCAGAGAUGGACUGUAGAAGUGGCGGAAAACGAAGAAACUGGCUUGUUUCUGGUGCUGCGCAAGAUGACGCCAUUCCUGUUGCCGCCCUGUGCCAAGCAAUGGCUCACCGCCGCAGUUACUGUUACAAUUCACUCUGGAAAAAAGAAGGUGCUUUGGGUUUGUGGAGACCGUCGAGGCUCGCUGUUACUCUACAAAGAUGAGAAAGAGAAAAGUCAAAGAGAGUCAGUCCAAGAAGAAGAUACUCAAGAAAGAGUUGUUGGCAUCAAUGCGCCCAUACCUCCGGUCGCCACGCUCUUUGGCGUCCAUGGAAAGCAAGGUGUUACGAGUGUCUGCGAGCGCCGGGGCGUCUGUUACAGCACCGGCCGUGAUGGUUGCGUACGAGUUCUGGCGCUAAACAAAGACUCCUUGAACGUACGCCGAGUCCAUCAUGCCUGCAAGGGAAUGGACUGGUUGGAGAAGGUCUUGUUUCUGGACUGUAAUCAAGGCGAGACAUGGAAGGAUGGAAACGUAGACGACGAAAAUGAGAAGGAACAUGAAGAAGAAGAAGUAGAGGAAAGAGAGGAUAGAACCUCAGAAAGAGCACUGGAGAAUGGACAAGUUGACAGAAACGUAGAAGAAAGAGAUGAAGGAGAUUCAGAGAAAGGAACCUUCUUCGAGGCAAGGUUCUUAAUGGCCGGCUUCCACUCUGUCGAAUUCGUUUUGUGGGAUCCGAUAAGGCAGGAGAAGGUUUUCACCGCAGCGUGUGGAGGAGGCCAUCGGUCAUGGGCUUAUAUUCCUUCGUCUGGCGACCAAACCCUCGAACAAGGUACUCUAAUCUUCAUCAAGCAAGGAACCAUCAUGGCGUCUCGUUCUUUAGCCUCAUCAACAACCGAGAUAAGAGGCCACACCCUGAGGGAGGGGCUUCACGGCCGUGGACUGGCAUGUGUCUGUCGCCUCGGUGAACUUUCCAAACCAGGUGAUUCAUCUGAAAAGUGGGAGGUGCUUGUUACAGGUGGAGAGGACACCACGGUGAACGUUCUUGCGGUCAGACCUGAUCAGGGCACGGUGAAAGUUCUCGCCGUUAUUGCUGACCACAUCUCCAACAUUCGGACGCUGGCUGCAGUCCCCAGAGGAGCUAAAGGAGACGAGACAAAUGGACGAUGCAGAGACAUGUCUUUUUCCACGCUGGUGUUUUCAGCUGGAGGGCGGGCCCAGCUGCAGUGCUACCGCCUCCUGAUUGGCUGGGAUGAGCAGACCAACCUCCCUACCUGUCAAGUGACUCAGAUCGCUGGUCACCGAUUGGACGAGAAGUGGGAGAGGAGGCGGAAUCGGCACAAGACCGUGAAGAUGGACCCAGAGACAAGGUACAUGUCAAUGGCGGUGGUUCAGGACGGCGUGGAGGAGGUGCUCCUGGCACUCGCCUGCAGCGAUGGAGCAGUGAGGAUCUUCAGUGUGGGAGAAGACAGUAGGAAGGUAGAGCUGCUGUGGGAGAGUUUUUAUCAUCAGCGCUGUGUGCUCAGUGUCGCCUCCUACAGCCUGGAGGACAUAUAUGGAAAACAGCAUGUGUUGUUGUUGAGCGGGGCUACAGAUGGUGCUGUAGCUCUGUGGGAUCUGACUGCAGUGUUGGACAGUAAAUCCGGGGACAGCUGGCUCGGACCAUCUGUCCCCUGCCUCUCUGUCCCCGUCCAUCAAAGCGGAGUGAACGCCCUCGUCAUAUCAAAACAACGACACCAACAAACACCUGAUGACAUAAUCACCAUGGCGACCGGCGGAGAUGACGGACAGUUAUCGGUGAUGAAGAUCAAAGUGGAGAUGAAUCAAUCAGAUCAGACUGAGAGUCUGUGUCCACAGCUGCUUUCUCAUUGGUCGGUUCCGCUGGCUCACUCCGCCCCUCUGACCGCCCUGACCACGCUGAGUUCGGCUCGGUGGGCGUCGGCCUCUCCGGAUCAGCGAGUUUGUGUGUGGCGUUUGUGCGAUGACGGACUUCACCACCAGGGGGCGAUGUUCACGCACACCGCAGACGCUGCAGGAGUGUGGGCGUGGCAGAGGGAGGAGCCAAAUAUAGAGGGCGGGGCUUAUGUGGUGGUUUGUGGGCAGGGCUUACAGCUCUUGAAGUUGAUGGAAAGACGACGAGAAGAAGAAGAAAAAGAAGAAGAAAAAGAAGGGAAGGAAACAGACAGACUGAGAACGAAAGAAAUAGAAAGACGAAAAGUUGUGUUUGGGGAUCGUAAUAAACAAAAAAUGUAAAUAUUUAAAUUUAUUUAAAAUACUCAUCAUGAUGAGACUGAUUUUAUUCUGGCUUUUAACAUUCAAAAUAAAAUAUAUUCAUUUAU
Molecule: messenger RNA, 4210 nt
Organism: Astyanax mexicanus (Mexican tetra)
Lineage: Eukaryota; Metazoa; Chordata; Actinopteri; Characiformes; Acestrorhamphidae
Gene: wdr6
Product: WD repeat domain 6
Exons: 7
Coding region: 387-4124 (1245 amino acids)
Biological process (GO): tRNA methylation
Cellular component (GO): cytoplasm
Molecular function (GO): protein binding
Source: RefSeq, a predicted model, not a curated record